AUGCCCGCCCCAAAGGUCGUCCCUGAGCUUGAGAUGGAGCUGGAGGUGGCCGCCAUGAGCAUGAACACACAAAGGGAGCUGCAGAAGCUCCGGGCACAAAGGGACGACCUGGCGGACCAGAUAGAGCGCCUGGAGUGGGCCAUCGCCCACGGCGCCGAGCUCCUGCCCGCCGCCCACGAGCCCGCGCAGGACGCCCGCCGCGCGGCGCUCGACGCGCUCGUCAGCCAGAAGGGGCAGGUCAAGGCGCGCCACAGCGCAACCCUCAGGGCCUACCACGAGGCGUUCCACCCGGUCUGGGGGCGGCUGCUCAAGACCGGCUACCAGAACUCACGAUACGCACACCAGAUGGACCGUUUUGCGUGCCUGUACACCUCCCACGUCAGCAACCUGGCGUGGUACAGCCCCUGCAAGGCCUACCGGGGGCGGAUGGACAUCAUGAGCCACGAGAUCUAG
Monoraphidium neglectum is the source of this 453-nucleotide messenger RNA. RefSeq lists its product as hypothetical. NCBI's taxonomy places the organism in Eukaryota, Viridiplantae, Chlorophyta, Chlorophyceae, Sphaeropleales, Selenastraceae. Gene Ontology annotation, molecular function: 5'-nucleotidase activity. The record is from RefSeq and is a predicted model, not a curated record. The transcript has 3 exons. Bases 1 to 453 code for a protein of 150 amino acids.